CCGAUUCACAAGAACCGAAAAGGUGGGACAGCAAAGGAACCCUACACGUUAAACCUGUCAGACUUUGAUGAAUGUUAAAUUGUCACCCAAUAUGAUGCCAAGAAAUAAUUUGGAUGCCUCGACUUGUAAAAUGACAGAGCCGUUUAACUUUGAGAAAAAGGAAAGCAAGCUUCCACCCCACGAUUCUCUAAGAAGCCCAGGAGCACACGACAGCCAUCCUAAUUUCAGGUUGAAAAGCCCAGAGAGUGGAAAUAAAAACAAUUUUUUGCUUUGUGAGCAAACUAAACAGUAUUUAGCUAGUCAGGAAGACAAGUCAGAGGUUUCCUCAAACCCAACCAGUAUCAGUGGAGAAGUGGUUGGGUCCAAAGAAGACAGGAAGAUAUUACCAACAGGAAACCCAGUGUCCCCAUUAAGUCUUGGAAAUAAUUCACCACCCAACAAGGUAAAAACUAAGCCCAACAAUAAUGUGUUUCCUGAAAAGUCAAAAAAAUCGCACAAGUUGUUUGAGAAUGCCUUGUCCAUAAAUAAUCCAGCACUCUUCAACUCUUUAGGACCUCCCCUUAGGUCUACAACCUGUCAUCGCUGUGGCCUGUUUGGGUCGCUGAGGUGCUCACAGUGUAAGCAGACCUACUACUGCUCCACAGCGUGCCAGAGGAGAGACUGGUCGUCCCACAGCACCAUCUGCAGACCUGUUCAGCAGAGUUUGCACAAGCUCGAAAAGAAUAAAUCAUAUGAAGCAAAGAACACUGAAGUGAAAAAUGAGAGUGAUUGUGUACUCAGAGUUACUAAAGAAGUGGAUACUGGUGCUGGGAAAAUAAUGUUUUCUGAUUUGAGACGUCUACAACUCAAGAAAACCAUGGAAAUAAAGGGUACAGUUACUGAAUUCAAACACCCAAGUAACUUUUAUGUACAGUUGUAUUCCUUGGAGGUUUUAGAACACAUGAACCAACUCUCUACAACCUUAAAAGAGACAUAUGCAGAUAUGGCACAUGAAGACGGUUAUCUUCCUAUUAAGGGGGAAGUUUGUGUUGCCAAGUACACAGUUGAUCAGACCUGGAACAGAGCAGUAAUACAAGAUGUUGAUGUGUUGCAGAAGAAGGCACAGGUCUUGUAUAUUGAUUAUGGAAACGAAGAAGUAAUUCCAAUAGACAGGAUUCACCAGCUCAACAGAAGCAUUGACUUGCUUCCUCCUUAUGCCAUCAAGUGCUUUGUGGCAGAUGUUACCCCAGUGGAGGGCGAUUGGAGCAAUGAUUGCAUCAUGACCAUCAAGUCAUUGUUGCUGGAACAGUUCUGCUCCGUAAAGAUCAUUGAUGUCCUAGAGGAGGACAUAGUCACCUAUGCUGUGGAGGUUGUGCUGCAAAGCUCAGGGAAACUCCUAGACCAGGUACUUGUAGACAUGGGAUAUGGUGUGAAACCCAGCGAGCAGAAGCAAAGUACAGCUCAGAGUGAGUGCACAGGCAAUCCUGAAGAUGCUGGAAAAAUGGCACCUGAAAACAAAAUAGUUGUAGACAGAAAUGCCUUGAUCCCCAAAGUACUAACUUUGAGUGUGGGUGAGGAGUUCUGUGGUGUGGUUGCCCACAUUCAAACACCAGAGAACUUCUUCUGUCAACAGCUGCAGAGUGGUCAUAAGCUUGCUGAACUUCAGGGGUCCCUCAGUGAGUACUGUGGUCAAGUGACUCCACGCUCUGAUUUUUAUCCAACCAUUGGUGAUGUGUGUUGCGCCCAGUUCUCAGAGGAUGAUCAGUGGUACCGUGCCUCAGUUUUGGCUUAUGCUUCUGAAGAAUCUGUCCUGGUUGGAUAUGUGGAUUAUGGAAACCUUGAAAUUCUUAGUCUGAAGAGACUUUGUCCCAUAAUUCCAAAGUUGUUGGACUUGCCAAUGCAGGCUCUAAAUUGUGUGCUGGCAGGGGUGAAGCCGUCAUUAGGGAUUUGGACUCCAGAAGCUGUUUGUCUCAUGAAGAAACUUGUACAGAACAAAAUGAUCACGGUGAGAGUGGUGGACAGGCUGGAGAGCAGGUCCCUGGUGGAGCUUAUAGACAAGUCAGUGACACCUAACGUCAAUGCAUCUAGAGUUCUCAUAGAUGCAGGCUUUGCCGUGGAGGAAAAGGAUAUAGUAGCAGAAAAAGCUAGUGACAUGAAGAAAGCCAGUGUUCCCUUGGCCAUAGAAGGAAAAGUAGAACCGUUGCAGUGGACAUGGGUUGAGUUUGCUGUUGAUGAAACCGUCGAUGUGAUGGUCUGCAUGAUGUACAAUCCUGGAGAAUUUUAUUGCCAUUUCCUUAAAGAUGAUGCUGUGAAGAAGCUCAACGAUUUGAAUAAGUCCUUAGCAGAGUAUUGUCUGCAGAAAUUGCCUAAUGGCUUUAAGGCAGAAGUAGGGCAGCCUUGUUGUGCCUUUUUUGCAGGUGAUGGCAACUGGUACCGGGCCUUAGUGAAGGAGAUCUUACCAAAUGGAAAUACCAAAGUCCACUUUGUGGAUUACGGAAACAGUGAAGAGGUUACUGCAGACCAACUCCAAAUGAUAUCAUCCAAAUUUUUAAUACUUCCAUUUCAAGGGAUACAGUGCUGGUUAGUAGAUAUACAGCCUAGGAACAAACAUUGGACUAAAGAAGCCAUAGCAAGGUUCCAGACAUGUGUUGUGGGGAUCAAACUCCAAGCCAGAGUUGUCGAAAUCACUGAAAAAGGGGUGGGAGUUGAACUCACUGAUCUUUCCACUCCAUAUCCCAAAAUAAUUAGUGAUGUCCUCAUCAGUGAACAUCUGGUUUUAAAAUCUAGUUCACCACAGAAGGACUUGGCAGGUAGCAUAUCUGUUAAUAAAUAUAAUCAGAUCGACACCCAGCAAGUACAAGCCAUCGUGCCAGCAGAGCAAUGGAAGACAAUAGAAUUGCCAAUUAACAAGACUGUGCCAGCAAGCAUAUUAGAAAUAAUAAACCCUAACUUGUUUUAUGCUGUCCCAAGUGAGAUGCCAGAAAAUCGAGGAAAACUAUGUAGAUUGACAGCUGAAUUGUUAGAAUAUUGCAGUGCUCAGAAAGGGCAACCAUCCUACAGACCAAAAAUUGGAGAUGCAUGCUGUGCCAAAUACACAAGUGAUGACUUCUGGUACCGGGCCAUUGUUCUGGACACAUCAGACUCUGAUGUGAAAGUGCUCUAUGCAGAUUAUGGGAACAUUGAAACUCUACCUCUCUCCAGAGUGCAGCCCAUUUCUGCCAGCCACCUGGAGCUGCCCUUCCAGAUUAUUAAAUGCUCACUUGAAGGGCUGAUGGAAUUGAAUGGAAGCUGUUCUCGGUUUAUGAUAGAGCUACUUAAAAACUUCAUGUUGAAUCAGAAUGUAAUGCUUUCUGUGAAAGGAGUUCAUAAGAAUAUUCACACGGUGUCAGUUGAGAAAUGUUCCGAGAACGGUACUAUCAGUAUAGCUGAUAAGCUGGUGAUGUGUGGUCUGGCAGAAAACAUCACAUCUAAAGGGAAAAGUGCUGUAACUAAAGAAACAACUCAUAGCAUGAAUUGCUGCUGCACAGAGCUAAAAAAACAGAUUGAAAAGCAUGAACAGAUUCUUCUCUUCCUCUUAAACAAUCCAACCAACCAAAAUAAAUUUAUUGAAAUGAAAAAGCUGUUAAGAAGCUAA
This is a messenger RNA of Nannospalax galili (Upper Galilee mountains blind mole rat), 3613 nucleotides long. It is a transcript of the gene Tdrd1, whose product is annotated as tudor domain containing 1. Lineage: Eukaryota; Metazoa; Chordata; Mammalia; Rodentia; Spalacidae. Bases 68 to 3613 code for a protein of 1181 amino acids. The record is from RefSeq and is a predicted model, not a curated record. The transcript is spliced from 25 exons.